AUGGAAUUUGAACAGGCUGAAUUAAUGGACUUGAGUGAAUACGCCAAAAGUGUCAGUUCAAUUUGGGAUGUUAUUGAUGCCCCAGCAUCAUUAGUCAAUAGCCGUUCUCGCAUUAAAUUCCAGCUUAGAAUCCGUCGAAAAACUUUGUUUUACACCGUUGUUUUAAUAAUACCAACAGUAUUAAUGGCUUUUCUAUCCAUGGCUGUUUUCCUUUUGCCAACAGAUUCUGGUGAAAAAAUGACUUUAACAAUUUCUGUUUUGUUAUCUAUCGUUGUAUUUCUUUUGUUGGUUUCUAAAAUUAUGCCUCCAACUUCAUCUACCAUUCCUCUUGUUGCUAAGUAUUUGUUGCUGACUUUUACAUUAAACAUCACAACAAUAACAGUUACUGUUAUAAUUAUUAACGUCUAUCAUCGUGGGCCAACAACCCACAGAAUGCCUGACUGGGCUCGGCAUGUAUUUUUAGUGUUAAUGCCUCGUCUACUGUGCAUGAAACGCCCAAAAGCAACAAUUAAUAAUUUAACAAAGAGAAUAAGCAGCAAAAGUAUAACAACCAUUCCCGGUAUUGGAAAAUUUGAUGAAACAAUUUCUCAAAAAAUACAUCACCAAAACUGUCCCGAAGGGAGAAUUAAAGGAGCAAUACACGAACCAGAAGAGACUGGGGACCCAAUAAUUAAAAAUGGAUUUCCGUUGAGUUUAGAAGCUGCUAAAGCUGUGGAGGCUGUUGAAUACAUUACUGAACAUUUACGAAGAGAAGAGGACCAUAAAAUUCAUCGAGAUGAUUGGAGAUUUGUAGCGAUGGUAAUUGAUCGUUUCCUCCUUUAUAUUUUCUUUGGAGUUACUUUGGGUGGAACUAUAGGGGUUUUAUUUUCUGCACCAACAGUUUUUGAAUCGGUAGACCAACAAGCUAUUCUUCAGAGAUUAAUACACGCUUAUGAAAGUGGAAGACAACUUUAA
Meloidogyne enterolobii is the source of this 954-nucleotide messenger RNA. Lineage: Eukaryota; Metazoa; Nematoda; Chromadorea; Rhabditida; Meloidogynidae. The record is from the annotation of a GenBank genome assembly.